This is a messenger RNA of Salvia miltiorrhiza (redroot sage), 1085 nucleotides long. Its product is annotated as ethylene-responsive transcription factor ERF011-like. NCBI's taxonomy places the organism in Eukaryota, Viridiplantae, Streptophyta, Magnoliopsida, Lamiales, Lamiaceae. The transcript has a single exon. The record is from RefSeq and is a predicted model, not a curated record. Gene Ontology annotation, molecular function: DNA-binding transcription factor activity; DNA binding. Gene Ontology annotation, biological process: regulation of DNA-templated transcription. Bases 313 to 798 code for a protein of 161 amino acids.
UAGAUACACACAUGUGUAGCCCCCAAUAGGCAACAAGUCUAUAUAAGCAUGAGUAUUGUAGAGAGAGAAAAAAGGCGUAGUUAGAGAGAGAGAGAGACUGUGGUGUGUCGGUGGUUUUUAUUUUUCGUUAGUAUUUUUCACUCACAAAAACCGCUUUUGAGGAAUAAAAACUAACCUGGCCGCUUCGCAUAUGACAGCAACCUCAGUUUCUCGCUUCUCUAGCCGCAUAAUUCUCUCGCUUUCUUGAUGCCUCUCUAGAGAGAGAGAGAGAUUAAUUCUGUUGGGAGGGGUUUUUUCAAGUUCACAGAGAGGAUGGAAGGCGGCGGCGCUUCUGCGGGCGGCGGAGCCGCGAGGGUCUCGAGCCGGCGUCGGAGCGAGAAGCCGUACAAGGGCAUCAGGAUGCGCAAGUGGGGCAAGUGGGUGGCGGAGAUAAGGGAGCCGAACAAGCGAUCUAGAAUCUGGUUGGGGUCCUACUCCACCGCCAUCGCGGCGGCGCGGGCCUACGACACCGCCGUCUACUACCUCCGGGGCCCCACGGCCAAGCUCAACUUCCCCGACCAAAUCGCCGCGGCGGGGGGAGGGCUCAAGGACCUCUCCGCCGCCUCGAUAAGGAAGAAGGCGGCGGAGGUCGGCGCCAGGGUGGACGCCCUCCAGUCCAACGGCUUUGCCGCGGCGGCCAAUCAUCACUCGCCGACGAAACCAUCUUGGUUUCAGGAAGAGAUCGAUCUCAACAAGCGGCCCGAGCCCGAACCGGAGCCCGACCAGCCUGAAGACUCGGGCCUUGACUAUAGCUCAUGAUAUUAUUAUUUUUUUCACUACAAAUAACUUUUUUACUUUUUUUUUUUUAGUAUUAGUGUUUUAGUGUUUCCUCGUUGAGGGGUGUGAUGAUAACAUGCACCUCGUAGUUUGCAGCAGGCAGUUAGAUUUAUUUUUUGAAAUUUUUGUAUAUUAUUGGUAGAUUUUAUUUUUUAUGCUCUUCUCUAUGUGGUUCUUUGCCAUUUUGCUCUUGUUGGAUAGAAACAGUUUUGGCGUUUUACCUGUGUAAAAGAAAAAUUAAUGUAAAUAUCUUAGCUACUUGCAGCAUA